GAGAGAGAGAGAGGUGUUUGGUGGAAAGUUACGCCGCAUGAGAAAAAAGUGAAGAAUUUUAUGUGCAUUUUUCGCUGAAAGAGAUGUAAUUUGGCGGAAUAAGCACCUUGUGCUGUGAUUCUGGGAGAAACACUGCAAAUAGUCACCUUUUCACCGGGAAACAGUACAGAAUCAACCUCAACAUGAUGUUCACGGGUACGACUCAACAGCAGGACACCCGGUUUAGCGAUAAAGAGAAGAAAAUGAUGAAAGUGAUGAAAUUUGGUGAUUGUGUCAGCAAAAGGGUGGAUAUGUCCAAGGUGAAGUUGGAUGUCCUACGUCCCUGGAUCAGCAAGAAAAUCACAGAUUUUCUCCACAUCGAGGACGACGUAGUGGUGGAGUUUGUUUAUAAUCAAUUGGAAGAAGAACGUUUUCCAUGUGGUAAGAAAAUGCAGAUAAAUAUGACAGGAUUUCUCAAUGGUAAGAAUGCUAGGCAGUUUAUGGAUGAACUCUGGUCUCUGCUUCUCUCAGCUCAAGAGACAGAGACUGGCAUUCCCGAAGAGUUCAUUCAGGCCAAGAAGGAUGAGAUAUUGAAGCGAGAGGAAGAUAUUAAGGUGACUGAGUUGAAAGAUGAGCGUGAAGUUAAAGAUGUUGAUGCUCCAAAGGAGUCUGAAGAAAAAUCUUCAGAUAAUUCCACUCAGUCACCCAAUGAAACAGCAGAGGACAAACGAACCAAGUCCGCUAGCUAUACCAAAUCCGUGGAGAAAUCCAAGUUGAUCUUGGAACGCUUGGAGAAGGCAUCGGCAGCUAAGGAGAUGGAGAAAAAGAAGUCUCCAGAAAAGGCGCCCCCACAGGUAGAAACAAACAGCAAGACUAGCCAACAGUUGGAGAAACCUCGCGAUACAGAGUCCAAGGAGAGUCACAAGAAGUCCCAAUCGGGUGACCGUGUUCGUUCUAGGUCUCGAAAUCGUUCACGAUCACCACGUCGUCGGUCGAAAUCUCCGGGGCAGUCCAAGUCAAAACAGCGUUCACGUUCGAAGAGGCGUUCUCGAUCACCGCGUCCGAAGUCUCGGGAUCGGGAUCGAGGUAGAUCACGCGAUAGAUCUCGCGAGAAAUCUCGCGAUAGAUCUCGUAGAAGAUCACCAGUAGUGAAGUCUCGGAGGAGAUCCCGUUCCCGAGGCCGAUCUAAUGAUUGGGGUCGAGAUCGCCGUCGCAGUCGAUCACGCGAUCGACGCGAGAGGAAACGAUCACGAUCGCGAUCUCGUCGUCGUGACAGCAACUUCCGUUCAGGUAGGCGUGGUGGUGAUAGAAGAUCGCGAUCGCCGGUAAAGAAAUUGCCAGAGAAAAAGGAGAUCUCUCGUGAGCGCGUUCCCGAACCUAAAGCUAUUAUUAAUGGGUCUGAUCCUAAGCCUCCGCUGUCAAAGGUACAGGCUAAGUUGCUAAACAUGGCCACUGAGGGGGCAAUAGGAGGAAGGGGAAAGAGCAGAAGUCGCAGUGCUCGUCGUUCGCCAUCGCCUAAACGCUCCAAGAGGGUGUCGCGAUCGCGUAGUAAGAGUGGUUCAUCGUCAUCUGGAUCCAGUGAUCGCAAACCUCCGCCAGCGAGUAAGAAAUCCACCGAAAAGCGAUCUGGAGGCAGGGAUUCACGCAAGAGAUCUAUCACCCUAUCCUCGUCGCGUAGUGUGUCGCCAGCUCGUAUGGACUUUGAGAUACACAAGAAGGAAAAUAGUGUGCAACAGAAGAGACAUUACAGGUCUAAUAAGGACUCGAGCGACAGUGAAUCUGAGGAGAAUCUGAUGAAGGAUGCUGGAAGGCGUAUGGAUGAUAUGGGUCGUGAUCGUGGAAAUCGUGCCAAUAGAUCACGAUCUCGACAGAGAUCUAGGCGUAUGAGUCCAGUUGGUGGAUCUCGGGGAGGACGACGAAGGUCUCCUGAUCGCAGGGAUGCCCAACGCAGAGGAUCUUCACGGAAUAGAGGAAGUCCUCAGCGAAAACGCAGUCGCAGUCCCCGAGUGACAACGUCGAAGGGAGGUAGACCGAGAUCACGUGAGCGAAAAGUCUCUCCACAACGGCGACUCAGUAUCUCACCAUUGAAGCCAUCACCAGUGGUGUUUAGGAAGGAGAAAGAGCAUCAGCAGCAGCAACAGCAGCAAGUCAUGCGAAUGGAACGUGAGAAAGAGGUUAGAAAAAGUCACGAACUUCGUGAGAGGAUGCUAGAGAAGAAGAAGCCUGAGGAACCACCGCCAUUGCCGAAGAAACGCGACGAGGGCAGAAAGAAGCCUGAACCGUUGGCCAAGGAGGAGAAGAUCAAUCGACGUGAAGCUGUGGUGAAGCCUAUGAGAUUUGAUGAGGAAGCUCGCAGGCAAGAAAUGUCCAGAGCAAUGGAGAGUGGCGGAAAGCCAGAAAAGAUAACAGUGUACUCGAGUAGUCUUUCGAGGACACCAUCUCCCUUCCUCAGAUCCUACGAACGCAACCCAGCUCUAUUUGCCGGUACACUUGUGGCAGAGCUAGAGGCUAAGCGUAGUGCUAGAAAGUUACAGCAACAGCAACAGCAGGAGAUGAAGAAGGCACAACAAAAAGUGGUGAAGAAGAAGAGUGUAAGCUCGAGUGAUGAGAGUAGUGAGUCUGACUCCGAUUCCUCGGAUGAAAGACAUCAAAAGAGAAAACGCCGUUCUAAGGCAAAAACUAAGAAAGCCUCUAAGCGUGCUCCUUCGUCGUCAAAUUCAAGUGAUGAUGAAGAUGGCAAUGAGGAGGAGGCACCGAAGAGGAGAUCCAAGGAAAAAGUAGAUGCAGCAGAAAGUCGAAAGAAGGAUGUGAAGAAAGUAGAGAAGAAGAAGAAAUCCCGUCGAUCGGAUACUGAUUCCAGUUCUGGAGAUGUGGUAUUGGUGAAGAAGCCCCGAAAGGAGGAAGUUCUCGAGAAGGUGACCGAAUUAAAGAAGCAGCUGAAGAAAAAGAAGCUUGAGGAUGAUUUUUCGAGUGAUUCGAGCGAUGAGAAAUCCAAGAAGAAGCGUAAGUUGAAGAAGAAGGAACUUUCAGGGGCAUCAUCGAGUGGUGACGAUUCAGAGACAGAGUCUAAGAAGAAGAAACAUAAGAAGCACAAGAAACACGGGAAGAAACACAAGAAACAUAAAAAGCACAAAAAGAAGAGCAAGAGAGGCGGAAGAGAUGACGAUGACGGCGACGGAUCGGAUUCUGAUGCUGAAGAUGAUGAAGAGGGUGUACCUGUACCCUUUGUGGGUGCUGGUGGAAUAAUUAAUGAUGACUUGGAGAAGCAGCUGAGAGAACGGGCACUAAAGUCCAUGAAGAAACAAGCCAGUUGCUCCUCAGAUUAAUUAAGGGGAAAAAUAAUGGCAUAAUAAAUUCCUCGCCGAAUUACAAAAUUCGGGAAGUUUUUUUUUGUGAGGAAUCACAUCAUGAAAAAAAUAUUCAUUAUUCACCCUAUGAUAACUUACUACUAUAUUGUAAUCAACAUACCAUUUAAAAAUGAGAAAGAAAAAAACACUUUAGAAAUUAUGGUCUAAAAAUGUAAUGACAAGUUAGUCUUGUUUAAUUUUACAAUUAAACAAUAUUCGUCAAGUUGUUGAAAGAAUUAGAGUUCAAAAAAAAAUUAAAGCUCCUCCCCUUUCAAAUUCUUUUUAAUUUUAAAUCAGAAAGGAGAAACACUUACUAAGAAGGACUUCUGGGAUCAUUUUAAUGCUUAUAUUUGUUAAAAAUAUACAGCCUAUUUGGAGGUAGAUUUGUGCAAGGCGAUACAAAACAUUUUUCAGAUAAGUAUUUUCCACUUUUUAUUGGCAAGAAAAAAAAACAAA
This is a messenger RNA of Phlebotomus papatasi, 3782 nucleotides long. RefSeq names its product serine/arginine repetitive matrix protein 1 (gene Srrm1). The transcript is spliced from 5 exons. Gene Ontology annotation, cellular component: spliceosomal complex. Bases 183 to 3305 code for a protein of 1040 amino acids. The record is from RefSeq and is a predicted model, not a curated record. Lineage: Eukaryota; Metazoa; Arthropoda; Insecta; Diptera; Psychodidae. Gene Ontology annotation, biological process: regulation of mRNA splicing, via spliceosome; mRNA processing. Gene Ontology annotation, molecular function: RNA binding.